CUUCCUCGUAGAGACAAGCUUUGAUCGUUAGCUGCUUUAUAUUUGCCACGAAAUAAAUGGAACAUCUAAACCAGACAAGAUUGAUAUGGAGGAACGCUGAUGCAGUUACUUUCGAUGUUGAUUCCACCGUGAUACAAGAAGAAGGAAUCGAUCAACUCGCGAAAUUUUGUGGAAAAGAAAAUGAUGUCGUUGCCUUAACACACCGAGCGAUGCGAGGAGAUCUAACGUUUCGACAAUCUUUGCUAGAAAGGCUGAAUAUUAUAAAACCAAGUUUUAUGCAAAUCAAACAAUUUAUAGCUUCUCAUCCGAUCAAACUUUCUCCUGGAAUUAAAACAUUGAUAACAGCUUUACGAACACGUAACAAACAAGUAUUUUUCAUAUCCGGUGGAUUUCAUUCUUUAAUUGCACCAGUUGCCACAGCUCUUGAUAUUCCAUUAGAGAAUAUUUUUGCGAAUAGACUUAAAUUCUACUUCACCGGUGAAUAUGCAGGAUUUGACGAAGAUCAACCCACUGCGGACAGUGGUGGAAAAACAAAAGUGAUUGAAUACCUCAAAAAGGAGAAGGGAUUUAAAACUGUUGUACAUAUCGGGGAUGGAGCAACAGAUUUAGAAACUAUUUCAAUAGCAGAUUUAUUUAUAGGAUACGGAGGAAAUGUAAUCAGAGAGAGUGUCAAGCUGCAAUCUUCCUGGUUUAUUACCGAUUUUAAUGAACUUGUCAGUGUUCUAUAAACACAGGCGAUAUAUUUCUUACAACUGUUAUAUUGUUUCUUCAAUUUUAAUAGUAAUCGAUCAACAUUUUUAAACAAUAA
Molecule: messenger RNA, 808 nt
Organism: Habropoda laboriosa
Lineage: Eukaryota; Metazoa; Arthropoda; Insecta; Hymenoptera; Apidae
Gene: aay
Product: phosphoserine phosphatase
Exons: 6
Coding region: 57-728 (223 amino acids)
Biological process (GO): dephosphorylation; L-serine biosynthetic process
Cellular component (GO): cytoplasm
Molecular function (GO): magnesium ion binding; L-phosphoserine phosphatase activity
Source: RefSeq, a predicted model, not a curated record